Sporothrix brasiliensis 5110 is the source of this 1884-nucleotide messenger RNA. Its product is annotated as siderochrome-iron transporter. The coding region runs from base 1 to 1884 and encodes 627 amino acids. Lineage: Eukaryota; Fungi; Ascomycota; Sordariomycetes; Ophiostomatales; Ophiostomataceae. The transcript has a single exon. The record is from RefSeq and is a predicted model, not a curated record. Gene Ontology annotation, molecular function: transmembrane transporter activity. Gene Ontology annotation, biological process: transmembrane transport.
AUGAGUGUAUUCCACAACAUCCGCGGCCGCAACAAGGCUGUCGAUUCACUGGUCAUCGGGCCCACAGCCGGCGAAUAUGCGGCCCCCGAGGCCACGACCACCGGUGCUGACAUCGGCGUCCUCGGCGGCGACAACGAGAAGGCCGUCGUACCCCCGCAACAGGAGGCCAGCUCCAGCAGCGACGACUUGUCUCGACUGAGUCUCGAGGCCCGAAACGAGCUCGAGGUCCAGAAGCAUGGUGGCAUCGUCACCGAAAAAGCGCAGCUCGGUGUCCAAAAGGCCGAGGCCGCCGCUCUGGUGUGGACGCGCAAGGCCGUGCUGCUGACCUACGUCUGGAUCUGGGUCUGUUUCUUCAUGCUGGCCCUGCAGCAGUCGAUCCUCAGCAACGUCACCUACUACGCGUACAACGACUUCCAGCUGGCGCCGCAGCUGGGCACGGCCAGCAUCCUGGCGUCCGUCAUCGGCGGCGUCGUCAAGCUGCCCAUUGCCAAGGUGCUCAACGUCUGGGGCCGCGCCGAGGGCUUCCUGUUCUUUGUCUUCAUCUACCUGCUGGGCAUGAUUGUCCUUGCCUCGUGCAAGGGCCCCAACGGCUACGCGGCCGGCUACGUGUUGUAUUGGAUCGGCUACGACGCGCUGUACUUUAUCAUGGACGUCUUUGUGGCCGAUACCUCGGGCCUGCGCAACCGGGCGUUUGCUUUUGCGUUCGUGUCGACCCCCUUCAUCUGCACGGCCUUCACGGGCCCGCUGGCGGCGCAGGCUUUCAUUGACCACGCGUCGUGGCGCUGGGCCAUUGGCGCGUUUGUCAUUAUCAUGUUUUUUGUGUUCACGCCGCUCGCCGUCGUCUUCAAGUUCUUCCAGCGCAAGGCCGAGACGAUGGGCCUGUUUGUGCGUGCCAAGUCGGGCCGCACCUGGUGGCAGUCGACGCUGCACUACAUCCACGAGUUUGACAUUGUCGGCAUGCUGAUUCUGAUGGCGGCAUGGGUGCUGUUCCUGCUGCCUUUCAGUCUGCAGACCAACGGCCGCGCCGAGUACAAGUCGGCGUCCUUUAUUGCCAUGGUCGUCGUUGGCCUCCUGCUCUUCCCCGUCUUUUAUGUCUGGGAGCGCUACUUUGCGCGCGUGCAUUUCGUGCGCUACGAGCUGUUCAAGAAGCGGACCGUCGUCGGCGCCUGCAUGCUGGCCGCCGUCCUGUACUACAGCUUCUACGCCUGGGACUUGUACUACUACUAUUUUGUGCAGGUCGUCUACGAUCUGAGCAUCGCCCAGACCGGCUACAUGACGCAGAUCUACAACGUCGGCUCGUGCUUCUGGGGCGUCGUCUUUGGCGUGUUUGUGCGCCAGACCAAGCACUUCAAGUACGCCUGCCUCUGCUUUGGUCUCGUGCUGAUGUUCCUUGGCUCGGGUCUGAUGAUCCGCUUCCGCGGCCAGGACGCCAACAUUGGCCUCAUUGUCAUGUGCCAGAUCUUCAUUGCCUUUGGCGGCGGCACGCUCGUGAUCGGCCAGAGCAUGGCCGUCAUGGCGGCGGCCGACCGCGACGGCGUGCCCAUGAUGCUGGCGCUGCUGUACCUGUUCAACAGCUUUGGCGGCUCCGUUGGCUACGCCGUGGCGCAGGCCAUCUACGUCAACACCUUCCCAGACGCACUGCGCAGCCACCUGCCCGACGACCUCAAGAACCAGACCGAGACGAUUUUCAACGGCGGCUCGACGCUGCAGCUGACGUACCCAAUGGGCACGCCCGCGCGCGAGGCCAUCAACUUUGCCUGGGGCCAGAGCCAGCGCGUCAACUGCAUCUCGUCGACGGCCUUUUUGGUCCUGGCCAUCCCGGCCAUUCUGCUGUGGAAGAACUACAACGUCGACCGCCGGCAGAACAAGGGAACUCUGUUGUAA